Austrofundulus limnaeus is the source of this 5839-nucleotide messenger RNA. It is a transcript of the gene uggt2, whose product is annotated as UDP-glucose glycoprotein glucosyltransferase 2. The record is from RefSeq and is a predicted model, not a curated record. Gene Ontology annotation, biological process: ERAD pathway. Bases 59 to 4663 code for a protein of 1534 amino acids. Gene Ontology annotation, cellular component: endoplasmic reticulum. Gene Ontology annotation, molecular function: UDP-glucose:glycoprotein glucosyltransferase activity. Lineage: Eukaryota; Metazoa; Chordata; Actinopteri; Cyprinodontiformes; Rivulidae. The transcript has 41 exons.
UGAGGCCCCCUUUGCUUUGUAUGGAAGCGGUCAGCAUCACCAGCCGGGAGCCGAGCUGAUGGUGUGUUCAAGUGCGAAAAUGAAAAACGUUYUGCUGAUGACACUGCUGCUGCUGAAUGUACGUCCAGGUACAUCAACACCUAAAGGUGUCACUGCCAGCCUUAAAGCCAAAUGGAGCACGACACCUUUCCUUCUGGAAACCAGUGAGUUUAUUGGAGAAGACGGGAAUGAGAAAUUCUGGCAGUUUGUUGAAACAGUGAAAGAACUCACUGUUUACAAGCAGGGAGAAUCUGUCCGCUCUUACUACAACUUGAUCAUUAAGAAGGCGGGCCAGUUCCUGACAGAUCUGCAAGUAAAUCUGCUCAGAUUUGCUCUKUCUAUGAGGUCCUACUCACCUGCUGUUCACUCAUUCCAGCAGAUAGCCAGUGAUGAACCUCCGCCUGAGGCUUGUCCUGCCUUUGUCUCCGUCCACGGUGAACGGAGCUGCAGCGCCAAGGACAUCAAGAAKCUUCUUAAAGCUGCUGCAGGCAGGCCCAAACCGUAUUUGUACAAGAACGAUCACACUUAUCCGGGAGUCAAUAAAACAGACACGCCUGUUGUGAUCCUGUAUGCUGAAAUUGGAACCAAGAGGUUCAGCUCUUUUCAUAAAGUGCUGUCAGAGAAGGCAGAAGAAGGUGCUCUUAUAUACGUUCUGCGGCAUUUUGUAGCGGAUCCAAAGCCUCAGAAGAUCCUUUUAUCAGGGUAUGGUGUAGAGUUGGCUAUCAAAAGCACAGAAUACAAAGCUGUGGAUGAUACCAAAGUAAAAGAUUCAAAGACAGUCCUCAAUACUGAGGAGGAUGAUAAUGAUGAAGUUCAAGGAUUCAAUUUUGCUAAAUUGAAAAAAUCCCACCCUGAGCUUCGGGAACAACUUGGUGAGCUCCGUAAACAUCUCCUGGAGAGUACCAACGACAUGGCUCCUCUUAAAGUGUGGGAAAUGCAAGAUCUAAGUUUCCAGGCUGCUGCCAGGAUCAUGUCUGUGCCGAAGUUUGAUGCUUUGAAGGUCAUGCGAGACCUCAGCCAGAACUUUCCAAGCAAAGCAAGAUCACUGACAAGAGUGGCUGUAAAGAAGGAAAUGAGAAAAGAAAUUGAGGAGAACCAAAAGCGCCUUGGUGAGACGGUUGGUGUUCACCCGGGCUACGGAGAGCUCUUUAUCAAUGGCUUGCACAUUGAUCUGGACAUUCACAACCCUUUCAGCAUUUUGGACAUCCUCAGAACAGAGGCCAGGAUCUUGGAGGGACUCCAUAACUUAGGCAUUAAAGGAGAGCAUCAGGGCAAGCUGCUGAGAUUACCAGUGAACAGUGUGGAUGACAGCUAUGCCUUAGACAUCAGACAUCCAGCCAUAAUGUGGAUGAAUGACAUUGAAAAUGACCCAAUAUACAGGAGCUGGCCUGCGAGCGUGCAGGAGCUUCUCAGAGCCACCUUUCCUGGAGUCAUCCGACAGAUCAGACGGAAUUUCUUUAAUCUGGUGCUGUUUCUAGAUCCUCUACAGGAAGAAACCGUGGAGUUGGUGAAGCUAGGGGAACUCUUCUACAAACAUAAAAUCCCUCUGAGAAUUGGAUUUGUGUUUGUUGUCAACACCAAAGAUGAGAUUGAUGGGCUCUCAGAUGCUGGAGUUGGAUUUUACAGACUGCUGAAUUACAUUGCAGACGAGUAUGAUUUAUCCCAGGCUGUGAUGUCUAUAGUCUCACUAUACGGUCAAGUAGACGUGGGGGAGAGGCUGUCUGCUGAGACAAUCUCURCUUACUUGAAGAAAAAGUACCCAAAAGCAAAUGUUGAGAGGAUUUUAGGAGUWGAUUCUGUGUAUGAUUAUAAAAGAAAGGACGGUUCUCUCUUUUACAAAACAAGUGGCCUGGGUGCCCUGCCUCUGGCUUUAUUUAAUGGAGUUCCUCUUAACCCAGACGAAAUGGACCCGGAGGAUUUGGAAACCAUAAUCCUGCAGCGCAUAAUGGAUACUACCACUGCCUUUCAGAGAGCUGCCUUCAUGGGUCAGCUAACUGACAGCUCAGAUGUGGUGGAUUAUCUAAUGGAGCAGGCGAAUGUGGUUCCCCGGAUGAACCCAGUUGUUUUAAGCACUGACCGAAAGUACCUGGACUUUACAGGCACACCAGUUGUAAAUGACUGGGAGGACACAAGUAUGUUUUCAUUCUUGGAUGCAAGAGACAAAACAGCUGUGAUUUCUAAAAGACUAAAGUAUUUCACUAAUAGCGAUGCGGAUGGCAUGACUCCUGUAACCAUGUGGAUAGUUGGAGAUUUUCAGAAGGUUUCUGGAAGGAAACUGUUGCUAAAUGCCCUGAAACAUGUGAAGUCCAGACCUGGGGUGCGUGUGGGGGUGAUAAAUAACCCCAGUGGAAAGCCCAACGAAGAUAACACUGUGGUGUACCGGGCUGUCUGGGCCUCUCUCCUCACCCAGAAGAAUAAGGCAGCAGCAGAAUUUGUGCAAAAACUCUUAAAAGAAGAGAGCAGCCAACUCCUCCAGCAAGGGACGAAGAUGAAGGAUUUACUGAUGCAGGGCAUGGACGUAGAUGCCUUUGAGAAAAAAUUCAACACGUUGGAAGUGGAUUUCAUCCACAGUCAGCAGCUGUUCUGUGGAGAUGUCCUGAAGCUUCGUCCUGGACUGCAGGCAGUGAUCAGCAACGGCAGAAUCCUUGGUCCUUUUGAAGAACAGGAAGAAUUCACUGUGGAGGAUUUCCACUUGCUUGAGAGGAUUACACUGAGUGGUUCAGCAGAAAAAGUCAAAGCUGAAGUAAAGCAGAUGGGGAUGAAACCAAAGCAUGCCAGUGACUUAGUCAUGAAAGUCGAUGCCCUCCUCGCAGCAGCCCCCAAAGGAGAGGUCAGAAGAGAUGUCCAAUUCAAAGAUACCCACAGUGUGCUCCACCUCUCACCGCGAGAAAAUGAGGUGUUCUACGAUGUUGUGGCCAUCGUUGACCCCCUCACCAGAGAGGCACAGAAGAUUUCCUCGCUGCUGAUCGUGCUUAGUCAAGUGGUCAACGUGAGACUGCAGGUGUUUAUGAAUUGCCGGGCCAAGUUGUCCGAGAUGCCCCUCAAGAGUUUUUACCGUUUUGUCUUGGAGCCCGAUGUGGCUUUCUUGGCGAAUGAGUCGGCGUCUCCAGGCCCAGUUGCUCGUUUCGCGGAGCUCCCAGAAUCUCCACUUCUCACCCUUAAUAUGAUCACACCAGAGAGCUGGAUGGUGCAGGCGGUGAGCAGCCCCCAUGACUUGGACAACAUUCACUUGCAGGAGGUGAACGGGGUCGUGGCAGCAGAAUUUGAACUGGAGCACCUCUUACUGGAAGGCCACUGCUUUGACCUGUCGACCGGUCAGCCUCCACGUGGACUGCAGUUUACCCUGGGCAUGAGUCAGGACCCGCUCAUGUAUGACACUAUUGUCAUGGCUAACCUGGGAUAUUUUCAACUGAAGGCCAAUCCUGGUGCGUGGACCCUGAGAUUACGUAAAGGCAGAUCAGAAGAAAUCUAUCAGAUUCUCUCGCACGAUGGGACGGAUUCCCCGGCUGAAGCUGCUGAURUUAUAGUUGUGUUAAACAGCUUCCACAGUAAGAUCAUCAAAGUCAGGGUGCAGAAAAAAACGGAGAAAAUCAAUGAAGAUCUCUUAAGCGAAACAAGUGAAAGCAAAGGAAUAUGGGACUCCUUAGUAAGUGUUUGGAGCACUUUUGAGAAAAGCAUCACAGGAGGUGGCUCGAAGAAAAAUGAUGGGGAGAAGAAGAAGGAGGAUGUUCUUAACAUAUUUUCUGUGGCCUCUGGUCAUCUGUAUGAACGUUUUCUGAGAAUAAUGAUGCUUUCUGUUCUGCGGCACACAAACACACCUGUCAAAUUCUGGUUCCUCAAGAAUUACCUCUCCCCUUCAUUCAAAGAGACCAUCUCUCACAUGGCCGAGUCAUACGGCUUUCAGUAUGAGCUGGUUCAGUACAAGUGGCCCCGCUGGCUCCACCAGCAGACCGAGAAGCAGCGGAUUAUCUGGGGAUACAAGAUCCUAUUCCUGGAUGUUCUGUUCCCAUUGGCUGUGGACAAGAUCAUUUUUGUGGACGCCGACCAGAUAGUGCGGGCUGAUUUGAAAGAGCUGAAGGAUUUAGACUUGGAGGGUGCUCCUUAUGGCUACACACCGUUUUGUGACAGCCGCAGAGAGAUGGAAGGCUACCGCUUCUGGAAAACUGGCUACUGGGCCUCACAUCUUGGACACAGGAAAUAUCAUAUCAGCGCUCUGUAUGUGGUAGAUUUAAAGAAAUUCCGUAAAAUCGCAGCCGGAGACAGAUUGCGGGGUCAGUACCAAGCCUUGAGCCAAGACCCAAACAGUCUGUCAAACUUGGACCAGGACCUUCCCAACAACAUGAUCCACCAGGUGGCCAUCAAGUCUCUCCCUCAGGAGUGGCUGUGGUGCGAGACGUGGUGCGACGACGCCUCGAAAGUCACAGCUAAGACUAUAGACCUGUGUAAUAACCCGAAGACCAAAGAGCCCAAGCUGACGGCAGCGGCAAGGAUCGUGCCCGAGUGGGUCGAGUAUGACGAGGAGAUCAAAAAGCUGCUGAGGCACAUCCAGGACGGGGCGGCACAAAAACAGACGCCCCCUCCCUCACGACACAAAAAAGCAGACAAGGGGCGUGAUGAACUUUAGAGGCUGCCAGGAUCACGCUGAAUGAGACGGAGGCAGCACCUUUUGCACACAGCCCACCUGUGAAGCUUGAAGACAGUUCCAGCUAAACAUAGCCGCAAAGUGUUAUCUCCUCAGCCAGAGGAAGAGGAUGUGAUAUUUUCAGAUCUCUGCUUCUUGCAGUCAGUAACAUCUCACCAAAUCAGCACACAAAUUAAUUGUUAACUAGCAGGCGAGCACUCGUGGUGCGCUCUGAGCUCUCAAGUCAGAUUAGGGAGUUAAAGGGGAAUUAGGAAAGCAGAAAAGGUGACAUCAAUUCACAUUUUUAGGAUGAACACUUGUAUUGUUCAGGCAAUUUUAGGCAUUUUAUUCAAUGUUUUUAUUUAUUUUUUUGUCUGAAAUACCAAAUCAGAACUUUUUUAUAUAACAAACUGCACGAAGAAGGCAGUAUGAGACUAUCAGAUGUUUAGUAAACGUCAUCCCAAGCCAGGAAGCGAUCAUGCAACCUCCACACAAAGAGGUGGCCGCACUGACCACUGUGCUAACUUUUUAACAUUUAAAGCCUUUUUUUUUGGAACAAACUAUAUUAAAGUUGAAUCCAACAUUUCUUGAAGAAAUGCAUAAAACCUGACCAUCGCUUUUUGUCCUCUGGUUUAUGAGAUUUUUUAUAUCUGACAAACAGACAACAGAACAAUGAUCUUCUGCCAUAAAAAAAGAAAAUGUAAUUUUGAUGUUUGACAGAUUUAAAAAAUGCAUUUCUAUAUAUAUAUAUUUAUCAUUAAAUAGAUAAAAUAUUUUGUUGACAAAGAUGAAAUCAGAGGUAAAGUYCAUCUAUCAGUAUUUGAUUUGGAUUGCUUCGACAUGAAAGCAAAGAUGGGAAAAUAAAAAUCUUCAUUUUCAAUCCUUCUGUUUUUUUUUCAUGGCUUGUAAGAUUUUAACUUAUUGCUUUUUUCUAUAAUAUGUGAAAUUGUCUUUUCCAUUGUCUGAUUUCUACAAAGAUUCAGUGUUUUUCACUCAGGAAUAAGAAGUGUUGCUGCUUGACUGUAGUUUUUCUGUCUUAAAGUCCAUUUGAAAAAAAUAAAUUAAAGUUGGUGCAGGCAGGCUGCUCUCAGGGCACCUGUGUUUUACUGCGCUAUGUCAACACUAAAUGUUUAUUACCAUUUGAUGGAGAAAACAGAAAUAAAUCUUUGCUACAAAAAA